AUGGUUGGUAUCAAAGAUGGAGCUCGGAAAUCUACAUCUGGUCUCAGCUUGGCUGCAAAAUCUUCCGCUGGGGUUUCAUGGCUCAUGAUGGUUCAAGUGGUAUCGAAGUUGCUUACCUUUGUAUUGAACCAAUUGUUGAUCCGAUUUAUAUCUCCUAAAGUGUUUGGUGUUUCUGCGUAUUUGGAGUUUAUAGUCAAUGUGAUACUUUUCUUUAGUCGAGAAGCUGUCAGACUAGCGAUUCAACGGGUGAAACUUUCUGACAAAAAGAACGAUGUCGAAGAAGCAACUACCGCCGCUAUUACUGGCUACUCUGAUCUGACAGAAACUGGUCUUUUACAAAGUAUCAUUAACUUUGGUUAUGUUCCAUUGGCUAUUGGAGUGCCAUUUUCUUUGGUGGUGGUUUGGUAUCAACUGAAAAGUGCUACAUUCCUGAACUCUGUUCGUACUUUGCCAAACCAUGAAUUUUCUAUGGCAAUGAUUUGGAUUUCAAUAAUGCUUGAAUUGAUAGUCGAACCGGUUUAUUUGGUUAACCAAUAUCAGUUGAAUUUGGCAAAGAGAUCCAAAGUCGAAGGCAUGGCUGUGUUGUUUAGAUGUUUGGUAACUUUCUUUAUUAUCUUUGGUGUGUCUAGAUGGACGAACUUAUAUCAAACCCAAUUACAAUUUGAAGGUUACACUGUUUUAGCAUUUGCAAGUGGACAAUUUGCUUAUUCCUUUACAUUGUUUUUAUUAUACAAUCUUGAUUUUCAAAAAUCAUAUCCCAAUAACACCAGAAUGAUUCAACCCAUUUCGUCGAAGGGGGGAAAUUCAGUUUAUUGGUUAAAUCCUAGUGUGCUAGCUAUAUGGAAGAGUUUAGUGGCUCAGAUGUUUCUAAAACAAAUAUUAACUGAAGGUGACAAAUUAUUGAUUAAUUACUUGUGUACUGUCGAAGAACAAGGUGUCUAUUCAGUUGUAUCCAAUUAUGGAUCAAUUAUUGCUAGAUUAUUAUUCCAACCAGUAGAAGAAUACGUUAGACUUUUUUUUACCCGGUUAUUGGCAGUUAAACUGAAAUCAAACCUAGACGAAGCUUCAAGAACUUUAACCUACAUUGGUAUAUUUUAUGCCAAUUUAUCAUCAAUAAUUCUUCUUGCUGGGGUUCCUAAUGGGCCCUAUAUAUUGGGCUUUCUUCUUGGAAGGAAAGGAGGCUGGAGUAAUACGAAUUUGUUUGAGGUUUUCCAACAAUACAUUAUCUAUAUCCCAUUUAUGGCAUUCAAUGGAGUUUUAGAAGCAUUUUUCAGCUGUGUGGCAUCCAAAUCUGAGCUUGUAAACUUCUCCAAAUUCUUAACUGGUCAAACAUUAGCGGUAUUUGUGACCAUGUACGUCUUAAUCGGACGAAUGGACCUUGGAAUUAGUGGGUUUAUCCUAUCCAAUUGUUUCAACAUGCUUUUAAGAAUUGCUUAUUGCUCCAACUUUAUAAUAAAGUUCUUCAGAGGUUAUGGAUACAGUAUUACGUUAUUACUGGCAAUUGCAAGAUUUAAAAACACAUUCCUAAUAACAGCAAUCGCAUUUGCUAUUGAAUAUAAGUUAAUAAUAGGGGGCCCAACAACUUCAACUUUCCGUCAAUUGGCGUCCAAUGUUGUGGUAUGUUUAUUUGCCCUUCUACUGUGUUUAAUAGCAGAAAGAAAUCUACUUCUAGCUCUUUACCGAGCUAGAAUAGGGAAGAGGGUUUAG
Lizanozyma spartinae is the source of this 1707-nucleotide messenger RNA. It is a transcript of the gene RFT1, whose product is annotated as glycolipid translocation protein. Gene Ontology annotation, biological process: glycolipid translocation; dolichol-linked oligosaccharide biosynthetic process. The record is from RefSeq and is a predicted model, not a curated record. Lineage: Eukaryota; Fungi; Ascomycota; Pichiomycetes; Serinales; Debaryomycetaceae. The transcript has a single exon. The coding region runs from base 1 to 1707 and encodes 568 amino acids. Gene Ontology annotation, cellular component: endoplasmic reticulum membrane.